AUGAUCCUCGAAAAGGGACAUAAUUAUCGCGCCAGUGAAGUUCCGUUGUGUGAUACAUAAAGAAGUUAUCUAUUGCCGGAGAUAAAAAGGAAAGUUGCUUCAUUCAUUCAAAAAUCUGUGUAGAUUAAUUUAGUGAAACUUUGUAGAAUGCCUCCGAUCGAUUUAAAUGCCACACCUUCAAUUACAGGAAAACAAUAAGUGACAGAUAACAAAUCAACAAACUAGAUAGAAAGAGCCUAUAAAAAUUCCUUCGCGUAUGUUAUCUUGUUUACAAAGUAGUGUCACAUUACAGGAUUACUUUGUUUAGUCUCCGUUUCGCAAACGUCUCAAGCUCGCGUAAAGGCCCUCGUGCCAAAGAUACCUUGAGGUCCUUUCUACGGACAGUUGCUGUCACUUUUUGCUGAUAAAGGGCCAAACUGAGGCCGUUGCUCACAGAGGCCCCUGGAAAAACCAGGAUGGAUUUCACGAGGUCAAAGCUGAAGAUUCAAAGCUGCAUUUCAACAUGGCUUUUCAUCACCUUCUUCGCUUUACUUUGUCUGUGGUGUUGCGAUCGAACCUCUGCAGUACCAAUUGCACGUGUUAUCAACGAUCCUAGCAAGCCACCCAAAGAACUAAUCGAUAAAGUGGACACCGAAUUAUGUUUCGUAAGUGAUCAUAACCUUCGUAUGAGGGAGUUUAGUUUCUAUCUGUAG
This is a messenger RNA of Pocillopora meandrina, 692 nucleotides long. Lineage: Eukaryota; Metazoa; Cnidaria; Anthozoa; Scleractinia; Pocilloporidae. The record is from the annotation of a GenBank genome assembly.